Molecule: messenger RNA, 1234 nt
Organism: Beta vulgaris subsp. vulgaris (sugar beet)
Lineage: Eukaryota; Viridiplantae; Streptophyta; Magnoliopsida; Caryophyllales; Amaranthaceae
Product: induced stolen tip protein TUB8
Exons: 2
Coding region: 142-981 (279 amino acids)
Source: RefSeq, a predicted model, not a curated record
CACUUCACCACUAUAAAUACUCUCUCCCAUUGAUCAAUUUCCCAUCACCUUUUGCAGCUUACUUCACUUACUUGCUUUCUUUUACCGCCCUUUUCCUUAUUAUCUCUCUUUCUCUAGUACCUUACUAUUCCUUCAAUAUCCAUGGCCACUGUUGAGGUUGUGUCAGCUCAGAAUGCACUGCAAGAGGAGAGAAGAGUGGAGGAAGUAGUGGUUCCUUCACUACCACAAGUGGAAGAGAAGGCACCAGUAGUAGCGGAGAAAGAGCAGCCUAAGGUGGAAGCUGUGGAUGAGCAACCACCAGCGCCACCUGUAGCAGUAGAAGCUGAAAGCGCCCCAGUACAAGAGGAGGCCAAGGCUGUAGAAGAGCAAAAACCGGCAGCACCAGCAGCAGUCGAAGCUGAAAAUACCCCAGUACAAGAGGAGGCAAAGGCUGAGGAAAAGGAAGAAGCAGCACCAGCAGCCGAAAAUACCCCAGCACAAGAAGAGCCUAAAACUGAUGAAGAUCAGCAACCAACAGCAGAAGAACCUGCAGCAGAACACUCAGCAGCACCUGCAGAAGAACACUCAGCAGCACCUGCAGAAGAACACCAAGUUGCAGAACAACCAGCAGCACCUGUAGCAGAACACCCAGCAGCAGAACAACCAGCAGCACCUGCAGCAAUUGAUGGCGAAGAUGCAGCCGUACUAAAGCAGGCUGAAACUAAGGAUGACGACGAUCAAUCUGGAACCAAAGAGCUAGAGUUGGAGAACAAGAGUUCAGGUACUCCUGUGGAGGAGUCCUCGAAAGUCGCACCGGAGCCUGUGGUGGAGGAGACUGGAAAGGAAAGCAAGGAAGCAGAAGUCAUCAAGGAGCCAAAGGAGGAAGUGAUCGAAGAGGCUGAGGCUGGCAAAGUGAAAGUUGUCCCUACUGCUGCUGCUGCUGGACCUGCAGAACCAAAAGCAGAGGCUCAGGUUGCUGUUGUUGAGGCUGAUGCUGCAUGAGUGUGAAACUAAUUUCCUAAGAUCAAGCAAUGCGUUAUCUCUUUUGUUUACUUUGUCUGUUUAUGUUGUGGAAGAAUAUGUUUAAUUGGUCAGCUACAUAGAUCGGAGGCUGUGUUUUCAAUGUGGUGUACUAUCAGCUCAUUUUGGUAGAAUAAGGAUGUAAUGAAUUACAACAGUAUUAAGGCUUUUGUAUGUUCGUCCAAGAUGGGCAAUGCUGGCUGCUAAUAAUAAGAUAUUUUAUGUACUCUUAUUG